AUGAUAAAUAAGCAUAAUAGACAGUCAUUAGGAAAUCAAAUCGGCGGCUUUCCGCAAAACAAAAAAAUUUUAAACAACUUAACGCGAAAUCUGCGAAAAAGGAAGAAACAUGUGAAAAAUUUGAAUAACAAGAUUGUGAACCGUUGGAAUAAUUACACGGGCAAUAUGUAUGAAAAGGAUACGUCAUUGAAUACUGUAAGAUUUCCUAUCUGGCGGGUCCCGGAAUCAACACUUGCCGUAAUCAAUUUGGAUUCUACGACGAAUCUGUCGAUCAUGGAAACAGAGAUAAUUAAUCGACCAUUGCUCGCGUUUGAGAAGCCGUCAUCGCAAUUAGAGAAUUUAAAUAAUCACUCUGUGGAUAAAGCAAUAUUUCCUAUUGCCAGGCGAUAUCCAAAUUCGCGGAGAUUACUUGAGCUAAAUGCUUCUAAUAAAAAUCUAAUCCUUUCUAGAAUUGCGAGUCCGAAAUCAGAAAUUACGGCCAAUGUACAAAAUCCUGCUUUUAAAGGAUUAAAUAACAAAAUCUCUAACCAAAGAUAUUUUCUAGUACCGAUUUCUAAGAAUAUGUACGUUUUGAAAAACGUUCGAGAGAGUUCUCAAACAGAUGUAGAUGGAAUAACUAUACCUAAGCGAUAUAAAUUGUUAGAAAAAGAUAAGGACAACGCAACCUCGGCAAUCCUCAAGCCAUAUAUGCAUCACGAUGUGAAAGAUGUAGGUAGAACGUAUCUUCAAAGAGGCAAUCUCCAUUUAUUUGAUCACGACAUGAAUUAUUUAUAUUCUACUCUUAAGUCUCGUGUUUCUGAAGAAAAUGAAAAUCCUACAGAAAAUCCGGCGUCCCAGCUUGAUUUCUUAUAUCUAAAUAUUACUUUUCAAACUGAUCCCAAUUUAAUCGAUGUUACUUCUAAAAUUUCCGAAGAACAAGUUGUCUCCCCCGUUCCGGAUUACGAAAAUAUUUCCUUGGUGGAUAUUAAUUUGCGCAAUAGAAUAAAUUUUUAUGAUUUGUCGACACUUUCAUCACCUUCUUCCUUCGAUAUUUCGGAUUACGAUGUAACUUCAAAGAAAAUGGCGAAUUACGGUCAACUGAGUAUCUUAUCUGCGGCAAAAUUAAAUCCGAUUCAACAAGAUAGUGAAAAUUACGAAAACUCUUGGAAAUGCAGCGAGUUUGGUGUCGAAUUGACGACUACCGAUUUCCGAGAUACUUUUGACACGCUCGUUGAAUAUAUAUAUACAUCAACUACUUUAGAAAAUGUUGAAAUAGAUUUAAUUAACGAUAAAAAAGUAUUUGGUACGCCACAAAGUCCAGAAGACGGUCCGGAAUUUUUAACGGAAAGCAACGAAGAUAAAUAUAUAACAGGCUUUAUAGAUGACAUUUCAAUGCAAUAUAGAACUGCCUUUGACGCAUCUGCAAAUGAAGAUAAUACUUUCUUUCCGAAUAUCACUAACUACUUCGUUAAUAAUGGCAUUUUAAAUAGCCAAGAUAUAGAUGAUCAGAAAUACGGAAUCUCGAUUUCAAACGAAUAUAACAAUAAAAUGUCAACACAUUCCAACGAUUUUUAUUACAAUAAUGAAUCAAUCGAUGAGGUAUUGUUUACUAAUUAUACUACUAAAGUAGAUUCGUUUCUUAAUGAAGAAGAUUACGUGACAUCUGCGCCGUUAUGUCUAAAUACUGAUGAAUGGCCAUUGAAGAAAACGCAGUCUAACGUAGAAAAUUCGAAUGCUCUAUUAAUGGCAAUUAAACCAUUAUCCUCAGAGUUACAAAAAUUGCUAGGCGCAAUUCAGUCAGUCAAUCAAAAAAUCAGCAACGUGCAAAGUAUGUGCGAUAAAAAAAAUGUUGGAACAACGAGGACCGAGCAAGAAAAUAGAAACGCCACGAAUAUUACAAAGCUAGUUGAUAAAAUAGAUUAUUACGAUUCUGAUUUCUUUACAAAAAGUUUUAAUAAUCGAUCUUUGGACAAGAGUAUUGAAAUCGAAGGUAAAAAUGUUGCAGAACGCAAUGUAAAAAUUAGAAGAAGAAAUAUCUUUUUAAAUAAAUUGAUGACACCGUCUCAUAAGCACAAAAGUUCGAUUAGCGAUUUAGAGGUACAAAGCGGUCGCAGAAAUUUCCUCAAAAAGAGAAAAUUGAAUGAGAGAAAAUUUAUCAAAUCAGGCGACAGAUUGUCUCAUUCGAGGUUUAAUAGAAAUUUAAAGUCUCUGACAAAAAAUUACGAAACACGAAUGAAGCCAAUUCGACAGUUUAUCGGAUUGAAAAAAAUGAAGCGCACAACAACGCCAAUUUUAGGAUUGUCACAUUUGAUUAAAAGUAAUAUAUCGAGCAAAAAUUUUGCAAGCGGUAGGCAAAAUCAAGAGAAUGAUGAAACAAGCAGAUCGAUAAUUUCGCCGAAUAAUACACCCUCUUUAAAUAUGUCUAGAGCAAUGUCGAACGAAAUAUCUGAUUCUGAUAAAAAAAAAAAAAUUCAUCCUACUGAUCCACAAUUUUAUAAGGAAGCGACGGCUUAUCUUGAUAUACUUAAAUUAUUGGGCAAAACUGACAUAGAAUACGCUACUGAUAUAUGGACCACGCAGAAACUAAUGGAGUCGUUGCCACCAUUAAUUUUCACAACUACAGAAUUUUUUGUACCUACAUUAACAUUUUUGCCGUAUUUUAUCGAGACACCGACAAUUACAGCUUCCAGUACAAUCGCAGAAAAGAAAGAAAUUUUCGAGAUAACUAAAUCAUCUUUAUAUGAAUACACAACAAUUGUAUCAUUGACACAAUCGCCGGUUACGUUAAGUGCUUCUAUAAUACCAAUGUCGACUACGUUGCCACUACUUUAUAUGACAGAAUUAACAAUUCUUUCGAUGGAGGAAGCUGCAAUAUCAAUCACUGAUUUAACUAUAACACCAGUUGUUGCGAUUACUACUGAAGUAAAUGAGAUUCCCAUCACAAUUCCAAUGAUAGAAAAUUUUACAACCGAAUCUAUCAUGUUAUUAACUCUAUUUUUAGAAGGUAUGACGGAUAUUACUUUAAAGAUUACAAUUCCUGUAGCUACUAAAACUUUAAUUGAAGAGGUAUCCGCUGUAACCGUUGCUACAGAGGGAGAAAUUGUGGAAAGUAUAUCAACAAGUCUGGCAACGGAAAUAACACAAAGUUUAUUUAUUGAAACAAAUAUAUCUUUAUAUACAUUACCAUUAUUUGGGAUUACACAAACAGAAUUGAUGAUUAAAACUACAACUUCUAUCGUAUUAGUUUUAACAUCUCUAGCAAUUACAACAGCUUCUCAAAUUGCAACAUCAGAAUCUAUUGUUGGCAAGAAUAUAACUUUGCAUAAAGCUGAGAGUACUACUGCAAUCGCAAGUUCGCCUAUGAUUUUAGAACAAACGGAAACGAUUUUAAGUACGUCGACAGAAAUUGCGAUAACAACUUUAAUACCGAAGGACGAGAGUCCAGUGUCACAGAUUGAGAAAACUAUAACCGCGGAGGAAACAGCUACAGAAGUUCCAACGACUACUGAAACUCCAACGCCUACUGAAAUUAUAAUAAUUACUACUGAAACUUUAACAACAGCUACGAAGAUUCUAAUGACUAUAGAAGCUACAACAAUUACAGAAACUUCAAUUCUUACUGAAAUUUUGACAACUCUUAAAACUCCAAUUACUGAAGAAACUACAAGUACUAAAACUUCAACGCCCAGUACAACUCUAACGUCACUUAAAACUAAAACAACCGAAAUUUCGACAACUAGCAAAACUUCAACAACUACUGAGAUUUCAUUUAUAAAAACUACAAUUACCAAAAUUCUACCGAUUAAUAAAACUGUGACAACUACAGAAACACCAACAACUAUCAAAACUUCGACAGUCAGCAAAAUACUAAUGAUUAGUACAAUUCCAACGACUAUAGCUACAACAACAACAACAAAAAUUAUAACAUCUACUGAAAUUUUGACAACUUACAAAACUCCAAUUAUCAAAGAAACUACAGGUGCUAAAAUCAUAACACCUACUGAAACUCUAAUGCCUAUUGAAACUAAAACAACCAUCGAGACUUCGACAAUUACCGAAAUUACAUCUACAAAAAUUACAAAAAUUACCGAAUUUCUAACGACUAAUAAAAGUGUAAUAACUGCGGGAACAACAUCUAUCCAAACCCAAACAACUAGCGAAAUUCCAACAUCUAUUCAAACCCUAACAACUAGCGAAAUUCCAACGACUAGUACGAUUCCAACGACUAUAGCUACAACAACGGAAACUUUAACAUUUCCUGAAAUUUUAACAACUUAUAAAACUCCAAUUAUCAAAAAAACUACGGGUGCCAAAAUUUUAACGCCUAUUGAAACUUCAACGCCUAUUGAAAUUAAAACAACUAUCGAAACUUCAACAAUUAUUGAGAUUUCAACAACUAUAGAAACAGCGUUUACUCCGACAACCAGCGAAAUAUCAACGACUAGUACGAUUCCAACGACUAUAGCUACAACAACGGAAACUUUAACAUUUCCUGAAAUUUUAACAACUUAUAAAACUCCAAUUAUCAAAAAAACUACGGGUGCCAAAAUUUUAACGCCUAUUGAAACUUCAACGCCUAUUGAAAUUAAAACAACUAUCGAAACUUCAACAAUUAUUGAGAUUUCAACAACUAUAGAAACAGCGUUUACUCCGACAACCAGCGAAAUAUCAACGACUAGUACAAUUCCAACAAUUACAGAAAUUACAGCCAUUACUGAAACUUUAACACUUACUGAAAUUAUAGCAACUACUGAAAUUCCAACGAUUAGAAAAACCGUAAGUACUAAAGGUUUAACGCCAACAAUUACGGAAACUCCAUCAAGUACCGAAACUCAAAUAAUUACCGAAAUUUUAACAAUUACCAAAAGUUCAAGAUCUACAGAAAUUCCAGUAACUUCGACUACAUCUAUUACAACUGUGUUUUUCACAACGUCAGAAAGUACUACAUCAUCCGUGACAACGUCAGAAAGUACUACAUCAUCCGUGAUAACGUCAGAAAGUACUACAUUAUCCGUGACGUCCUCGAAAGAAUUUUUUCCAACAUCAACUCUGACUACUUUGACUACAAUUAUUACUACUGAAACAGCUGAGACCAUUUUCAUUUCUUUGACAACACCUACUAUAACGCUAUUACAAACGUUGAUUACAAAUACGACGCUAAGUGAAACGCCGUGUACUACGAUUUCUAGCACGUUUUUAACUACGAUAAAAGGAGCUGUUGCAACUUCUUUUAAAACUGCAGUUCCAACUACAUCUUUAAAAGUAACAACGACAACGCCACUAUCAUUGAUUACAAGCACAAUGUCAAGUGAAAUGCCGAAUACUACGCUUUCUACAUUUUUAAUAAAAGAGACUACAGCUUCUUUAAUACCUAUGACAGCACCUUCAUUUGAGACAUUACACACUAAAGCUGCAUUGCCAAUUCCUACAACAGUAUCCACAAUCGAAACGUUUCUGACUAUAUCAUCCAUCUCAACUGUGAACGCCACACACACAGUCUUCAGUACAACUGCUAGCACAAUUACAGAAGAGAUCCUCAAAAGUACAAUAUCUUCGCUUACAUAUUUGACAGUAACAACACCUUCUAUCACUCAAAUUCCAAUCAAGCCUAUUGUGAUGGAUACUGGAACAACAGCUUAUGAAACUACCUCUACCUUAGUUACUUCAUCUCUUUUAACAGAGACCAUUGAAGGUACAACGUCUUCUGUAAUAGAAUAUGAAAAAACUAAAAAAUCUGAAGAAUAUUAUGAAACCACGAGAGAAGAAAUAGCAACAGUUAGUACAGUUAAACUAACAACUACAGAACGUACAACUUGGAUUACUAUAAAAGAAGUUACUAUCAUCGAAGAAAUAACAUCAAUAAUGUUUUUUACUACAUCGUUUUUUGUCGAAACGACUUCGGAAGCAACUUCUCCCAUAAUCAAAACGAUUACUUUUCCUACGAUAACUGAAGAAACUUUAUUGAUUGAAAAAAUCGCCACUGUUACUCCUGAAACAAUAAUCGAAGAAAUGUUGUCAUUAUCAGAAGUUACAUUAAUUUCCACUGAAACAAGUAUAAUGCCAAUAAUAGAAACAAGUAUUACGAGUACCAGUUUGGUAUUCACAACAGCCGCGACGACUGCUUUACUUUUGGAAGAAACUGUCACAGAAAUUACAGAAACAAGUUUGAUAACAACUAUUACUACAGCUACAUUGUUGCCAACUACUAAAAGACUAGAAUAUGCAACAAUUUUAGAAGCUACAAUUGCCGUCACGCUUGCUCCAUUUUCCGAAUUUAUUCUAUCAAUAAUAAUUACAUCGGAAACUCCUGUGACUACAUCGGAAGUUAUUUCUACAUUGCCAAAAACUGUAUCAGAAGAGUUUACGAUGUCAACGACUGAAAGUCCAUCAAUAACAUACACUACUCAAAUUUCUAUAUUACUUAUCGAAACAACCAUUUAUCCCAUUGUUUCAAUUUCGGCAAAACCUACUGAAGAAUUGCUAGAAGCUGAGACGGAAUAUUAUGUGGCAAAAGAGCCAUUUUACGAAGAAGAAUAUGAAGAAUAUGAAGGAUACGAUACUGAAAUACCGACUGAAAGGUGGUAUUAUUAUGACGAAUACGAAACCACGACAAAAGAAACAGCUAUGAUAGAAAAAUAUACGAAAUUACUUAAAGAAAAGGCAACAAGUCCGCCUUUUGAAGGCACAACGACAUCUUUAUAUAAAAUAAAAACUUCAGAGUUUACAAAAUACCUAACAUAUUCUGAAACCGCAUCAACUUACAUUAAUGUGACUUCAACCGUGAUUACUUCAGCAAUAUCUUAUACCGAAAAAAUUACUUCAACUUCUAUCUUAGAAACGUCCACAUCGACUGUAAUUGAAAAUAUAACAACGGUUAAAAUGGAAACUGAGUUAACAGCGUCCACCGCAAGUAAAGAAGUAGAAUCAACAACAAUGUGGUUAACUUUUGGUUCUACUGAAGAAUACACUCUUCCCUCUUCAACAACUUUCAAAAUUCCGACGGAGUCACUUGAAGAUCUAACGAUUCCCCCCAAGUACACGGAUAUAGAACGGUUCACGCGAAUCUGGCUCACCUCACCAAAAUUCAUUACAAAGCCUAAAGAAAUUCCAAAGAUUGCACUGAAAAAGACAACAAUUCCAGAACAAGUUUCAGAGACUGAGACUGAGAUUGUGGAAAAGUUAACUUCUCUUUUCAUCUCAUCAGCGCUAACGACAUUACCGGAAAGAGAAGUUAUUGAAGUGUACGUAACAACCAUGAGUACUGCAUCUUCUGAAAUGGAAGGUAUUAUCAAAACCACUGAAGUUACCAUUUCAGCGAUAACAAAAGAAGAGACUAUUCCGAGUGUAACACCAUUUAUCACGUCCGAAGCUGAGUUAUUACAACGACUCGAUAAUCUCAAACAGCGUGAAAAAGAGAUGGCGGAGAGAGAAGAAAGGCUAAAGGAAAAAGAAAAACAGUGGGACACAGAAAAGAAAAAAUGCAUGAAAAUAUUGCAACGUGAAAAAGAGAGAGAGAAGAAUAUUACAGUAACAACCGAGGGCUAUGCUACAACUAUUACCAGUAUCUCGAUUACAUCUCCCAUCUAUACUAUUGGUACAAAAAAUUUAACUGUGUCGACUACAGAAAUUGAAAUUACAUCCUCUGGUUUUGAGAUAUCUACUACUACAUUAAGUUUAGUCAAUAUUACUACGGUUCCAACUAAAACGACUCUAUUCAGUAUCACAGAAAAAAUCAUAUCCGAGAUAUAUACUACAGAAAAAAUGGAAGAAGUAACUACAGCAGAAAGUACAUCUGUGACAUAUGCUCCAGAAGAAACAGUUAUACCUUACACUAUAGAGAAAAGCACAUCUAUCACAUACAUUACAAAAGAGAUAGAGGAAAUGCAAAUUACAGAUUAUGUAACUUUGACACCGUAUGUUACUACAUCUAUCAUGGAUUUGUAUAAUAUCGGUUUAGCUUCAAUUGAAACUACAAUUUCGUAUGCUACCAAAGAAAUGUAUAUUGUAAGUUAUACAUUCGAAACGACUCCAUUUAAUAUAACAGAGGAAAUUAUAUCUAUGACUUAUACUAUGGAGAAGACGAAGGAAGCGAUAGAAGAGAUUACAUUUAUGCCAUACGUUACGGAAGAAAUAGAGGAAGCGCCUUACACUACGGAGAGAAGCACAUCUAUUACAUAUCUUACAGAAGAGAUAGAGGGGAGGAUGCAAAUUAUGGAUUACAUAACUUUCACACCGUAUAUCACUACAUCUGUUGUAGAUUUAUAUAGUAUCAGCUUAGCUAUGAUUGAAACUACGACUCCUUAUACUGUUAGAGAAAUAUAUACUAUAAGUUACAUAACUCUUUACAGCGAACCUUCAUUCGUUUCAUCUACUAUUACUAGUCCAAUUACAUUAGUCAUCAGUAAGUUCACUACUUUACCUAUUACUACAUUUAGUGAAAGAUUUGAAGAAAUCAGUGUAACUUCAGUUACAACCCCUACAUGGUACACUACAGAAGAAACAUACAUAGCAACUUAUAUAGAUAUUUAUAGUAAACCUUUAUUCACUUCACCGGAAUUAGAGUUUACGAUCACUUUAUCGACUAUGGCUAUUGGCACGACUACAGAGGUAAAGUACUAUGAGGAAAUAGAAAAAUUGAAAGAAAAAUUGCGCAAGAAGGAGCGCGAAUUAGAAGAGAGAUUAGAAAAAGAUAUAAUGGAAUUUAAUAAAUAUAUGAAAGCAUUUGAAAAGAAAAAAACAUCAAUUAUACCAUCCGAGAAAUCGACUAUGCUCAGGAGUUUAUCAACGCCAGUGCCACCAAUUGAAAUAACUACUAUAAAAGCUCAAUUAACAACGCAGAUUAAAAGGACAACCGAAAAGAAAGAAAAUCAAACGACUACAAAGAUAGGAAUUAUUCGACAUACCGAAAUGAAAGGCAUCGAGGAGAAGAAACAAACAACAUAUAUUCCUGAAGAAACUGCCACAAAAGAAGAAGAAAUAAUGACAAAACGAAUUUGUCUAAACGUUUUAGAGAAUACAACGAUUCCUUUCGAUAAAAGAAGAAGAGAUAUUGUAACUAGAAAGAUCUGUCUGCCGUACUUUCCGGAAAAAAGUGAAGAAAAGGAAUCAGUUGGUCGAUUAAGCAGAAGGCUUCUCGCUUUCGCACCAAGUACGAAGAAAAUUAAAAGACCGAGAUGGAAUGUUCCAUUAAAUUUUCGGCAUCGCAGAAGAGAGAAAGAGACUAUUCGUAAGAUUGACAAACUGCAGCUGUCGGAUUAUGAAUGGCUGAGCAACAGUACCACUAAGCCAUUGCAAUAUUUUAAAGGUUUCACUAGGAUUUAUAGAAAAAUGAAGAAACUUCCAAAAAAGAUUACAAUGCAAAAAAACACGACCGACGAUUUUCAAAAUAAUACUUCUCUAUAUAAACAACAUGUUUUUAAUCCUCAUGAAAGUGUGUUCCAACCAACUGCAACGUUCAUGUUGGAUAGUAAGAAAUAUGGAAAGAGAAACGCAUUCUUCAGAUACGAUUUGAUUACUACAAAAAAAGGUGACUGUUAUAUUAACGACAAAGCAAGUGUUCGAAAGAGAGACGUUUCAUCGAUAGAGAACAAUAAACGAUUUUGGUCGAAGAAAAAUACAGCCAAUAUUUCAAAUAAAAAAACAACAAGUGCAGCUGAAGAAGAUGAAAUGUAUACGGUAAACGUACUACACCUCAAUUACGAUGAGGAUAAACAAACGCAUAAAGUUAUAUCUGCUAAACCAUAUGAAGACGAACUAACAGCAAUUUUAUUUGAAUCAAAUGAUGAUAUUUAUGUAACUGAAUCUGGAAAAGAUAAGAAAAUUACAACACCAAACUAUAAGAUUGAAGAGAAAAAUGAAGAUAAUGAAAUAUCAGACAAAAUGGAGAAAAAAAUAGAAGAAUAUAAUGACUAUAUCGAGGAUUUAAGAGAAGAUUAUAUGAAUUAUAAGGAACAGGAAACAUCAACACAAACAUAUGAUGGGAGAUUAUUAGAUAACGGAAAUAAAGAUAAAAGAAUGACAGAAAAUGAAAAAGAAUUAUUGAACCAAACGUGGCCUACUGAAAAAGAUACAAUGUAUCAUUUAGGCGGCACUAGAUCGUGGGAACUCGAUUUUGUUACGGAACCAUCAGUUGUAAUAUAUACGACAAUUGAUAAAACCAUCGAAGAAUCGAUCACCAGAACGACCUGUUUUGAUGUUGUUCUUAAAAGGAAUGACAAAAUAAAAUCCAAUAUUUCCUAUUACAAACGCCACCUUAAUAGCAAUAGGAUAACGAAACAUGUUUCUAUUGAAAAACGAGAUGCCAGUCUUAAAAACGUAACGAGAAUAAAUGCAUUGCGUUAUGAAUUAAGAACAAAGCAACCCAGGGUGAUAGCAAAAAAAUUAAAACGCAAGUCGCAAAAGCACAAACCAAAUCAUUACAAGCAGGAAAGUUUCGAAAAAAAAAAAAUAGUAAGACUUAACGAUUUCCGAUGUACCAGCGAAGAUACAAUAGUGAAAAACCGCAAGCUGUACAUUGCUAAUGCGAACAAAUUGAAGCGUCAAAUUGUUAAACACGAAGAUACAAACAAACACAAAAAGAAGCAACUAGCAAAAUCGCGAACGUCACAAAAUUUACACUCACUUCAUAAUACAGAUAAUGAUGUCGUAAAUAAAAAAAAUGCAUAUCGUAAAACGACGAUUGUCAAUCAAUAUCUUCAAGUAGGAACAAGUUUCUCAUUAGACGAAAUUAAGGCACUUAAUUGUAGCGAAUAUAAAGAAGUACAGGAUAAAAUAGUGAUCUCAAUGGGUUCCGACAUCGAGGAAGCCAGAGAAUUUCCUCAACCGCAUUACAACGCCGAAUCACUUAAGGGACAGAAAUAUAUCAAAAUGGAAGAACUGGAGGACAAUUUGAAAAGCAACUCGGAACUUGACAGCGAUAACGAUGUUAUCUCAUUACCCGGUCUUAAUCUCAAUUUACCCUGUAAUCAAGACGGCAAUGGUAUCACAUGGCUAUCAAGCAUUAACAGACCGAGUUACACAUGGAAAAGAACGGACGGCAUUGCACUCUUCGGUUUUGUGACGGAAAACGGCGAUUUGGAAUUGCGAAAUGUGAACGCGAAAGACACGGGAAAUUACACCUGUGUCAUGACGUACACGAGCCCCGAUAAUGAGGAAUCCGUGGAAACCACUUACGAAAUCCAUUUGCAAGUUAUCACGCUGCCGAGGUACAUUGUGCACGGAGAAAAUCGUUAUCAUGUACGAUCUUGUGACGAAGGGGACUUGGAUGUGCUGGUAACAUAUCUACCCCCAAAAUUGAACAAUAUUAUAUGCGAGGCAGAUGUUUGCAACGCUUACGUCUUAACGCCGUCUUGCUCCCGAAGUCAAAUUACAGUGAAUAUUCUGUUAGUGCCAUCGCAUAUCGUUAAACUAAUGACGGUCGAUCCCAAACGCUGCAAUGUCUUCUGUCUUAAAGCCAUUCAAGAUAAACUCUCGCUGAUACUGAGUAAAAAUCUGCAAAUCUUCCUCGGGAAAACUAUUAUUUUCAGAUUACCGCAUUACGAGCAGAGACUGGUGCCGAUCGUUGAAAAGUCGUCGUUCGCAAGACGGAAGAGAGGGAAAACCGAUGCAAACGUAUCCGCCGGGAGAUCCAGUAAUAUCGGUUUAUUCUCCAGCUGCCCAGCGGGAUAUGGUCUUCGUGAUACACAUUGUGUUCCUUGCAACGUGGGCACUUAUAGCGAGGACGGAAUAUCGCAUUGUAAAAGAUGCCCACCCGGUACGUAUCAACCGAAUCACGGCGCCAGAGUUUGUCGUACGUGCACUAAUCCAACGACAAAAGGUUGUUACAAUAUGCUCUGGAAUUCUUUCUCCGCUGUAAUGGUAACUUUGGCGAGUAUUGGCGCGAUACUGUUGAUAUGUUUGCUGUCACUAUGGAUAAUGUGUUGCGCUAAGAAGAAAUUCUGCGUAAAGCGAAUCGCUGGUCUUAUUACCAGGGAAAAUUCAUUUGAAAAAGAGAAACAUGUGGAGGAGCAACCGUUGAUUAAGGAUGCAAGUGAAAUCGAAGAUCAGCAAUGGAACAGCGAAUACAGACUCAAGAAAAAGAAAGGAAAGUUUUAUCUACAUGAAGAUGAAUGGGGAUCGCAUCGUAUAAAGAAUGUCCCAAUAAUUAGCCCAGACUCUUAUCGAUCUCAUGAAGAUUAUAACAAUCGUAAGCAUCUUUUGACAUAUAAACAUAUGAAAUCUUCUGAUCUACUGCUUCUUCACAUAAAUGUUACGUUUUCGUGCGUAUGUAAUAACUCUAUUUUAUGUAGAUUAUCCAAAGCGGUCAUGUCAUAAAGGACCGCGCCUGCCAGAAUGUGAUUUUGAUACAUGACAAAAGACAUACCUAUAAGAAAACUUACU
Trachymyrmex septentrionalis is the source of this 12357-nucleotide messenger RNA. Its product is annotated as mucin-3A-like. NCBI's taxonomy places the organism in Eukaryota, Metazoa, Arthropoda, Insecta, Hymenoptera, Formicidae. The transcript has 17 exons. The record is from RefSeq and is a predicted model, not a curated record. The coding region runs from base 1 to 12291 and encodes 4096 amino acids.